CCUUCCUUCAGGAGAUCUGAAGCGACGCCGCGAUCCCUUAUCAGAUCUUCCUCAAAAGAUGACCUCUUAUCCGCAUGUGAGGUUUCUGUGUUAUAAGCCCAAGAAACCAAAUCAUCAGACAGCGCGGCUUUCCAUUUCACUCCAAUGAGCUUAAAAGUCGGAGCUAAACCGCGGAAGUCUGAUACGCGUGCUGUUCCGGGAGCCCUCUGUUGUGUUCUCCGGUGCGCGAUCGUCCAGUUCGGAGAUUAAUAUUCGGGGUCAAGUAGCCCACGGAAGUCCCGCGAAGCGCAAGGAGAGAAACAGGACUCAAAAUGUUGCGUUCUGUGUGCGCGAUGCUCAGACCUGCCGUGAUGGACACAGUGCCGAGAAGAUUUCGUCGGCGUCCGCGUACAAUCCUGACCUGGCCGAUCGAAUACUUACCUUUCAAAUGGACAUACCCCCAGAAGCAGAGUGCCAUCGAAGCAUCGGGUGAUAAGAUAAGCGGACUCCCACCGUCGGAUGGUCAACGCCCAAGAGGAGCUUUCGCUAAAUUGCCUGAGCUCGAGAAAGCUCCUGAAGCUAUCCGGAGAGUCUUCAGCCUCGAUUUCGCGCCGAAAGCAGAGAUCAAUCAAGCUGCCACAGAGGAACUCCUCGAUCUCGUUCGCAGACAUCCGUACGACAAGGAAUCCCUGGAGUAUAAGAUUGCCACGAAAACUUCCCGCAUUCGGCUGUACAGAGAAGCAUUCGAGAAGCACCAGCGUAACUAUAAAUUGAAAGGGUCAUUGAACGUAAUCGUUCUCAAGCGCAACAAGCUCCUCAAAAUGUUAGGUCGGCUGGAUCAGGAAAGAUACAACUUCGUGAAGGAGGCGCUCCAGAUCGAGCAUACUCCUUUCCCAUUGGGGAAACCUCAUCAGAAAAUCACGCGUAAGGGAGAACUGCGUCGGCUCACACAAGAAUGGGCAGACAAGGUGAAAGCUGAAAGAAUGGCGGCUUUCCACGCAAGUCUAAAGGAGCAACAAGAAGCCUUCGAGAAAGAGAAGAAGUCGACGUUAGAGUGGAUCGAAAAGGAGAUCAAAGAGCUGAAUUUGACAGAGGACGAACUCAAACAGCUCGAAUUCAAGGGUAUCUUCCAAUGACGGGAGCCGCGGAGCUUCGAAAGCCGAUCUCGUUUCCGUAAUUUCUCAGAGCCCCUCAGGGAAGGAGAGCAGCAGCGUGAUUGAAG
Molecule: messenger RNA, 1201 nt
Organism: Galendromus occidentalis (western predatory mite)
Lineage: Eukaryota; Metazoa; Arthropoda; Arachnida; Mesostigmata; Phytoseiidae
Gene: bonsai
Product: 28S ribosomal protein S15, mitochondrial
Exons: 5
Coding region: 312-1115 (267 amino acids)
Biological process (GO): mitochondrial translation
Cellular component (GO): ribosome; mitochondrial small ribosomal subunit
Molecular function (GO): structural constituent of ribosome; RNA binding
Source: RefSeq, a predicted model, not a curated record